AUGGCCAGCACGUUCUUCAAAUCUAAACCCAUUGAAAAUAUUUGGGAUGCUAUGGAGAAGCUACUUGCUGGUCGAAAACAUGUUCCAACGAACAAGAACAGCCUCUUCCGUGCGCUGGAAAAAUUUGGACCUGUAGGACUGAUUCAUGUGGAUGCUCAUGCAGAUGCUAAUGAUACAAUGAUGGGAUGCAAAAUAGCCCAUGGUACAACUUUUAGGCGUGCUGUUGAAGAAGGUCUUUUAGAUCAGAGAAGAGUUGUUCAAAUAGGUCUAAGAGGUACAUCAUUUACCAGUGGAGUGUGGAUCAGGCUUGUUUUAGCAGAAGAAUGCUGGCACACUUCCAUGGCACCACUAAUGGAUGAUAUAAGGAAACAAAUGGGAAAAGGUCCUGUCUACGUUAGUCUUGACAUUGAUGCAUUAGAUCCUUGCUUUGCUCCUAGAACAGGAUGUAAAAGAAUUAAUCGCGAAAAAUUGCGGGUAACAUACGCUUUUUUGCAAAAACGUCGAAGCACCAGGAAGGACUUUUGCGAUCGUGACGAAAUUUGUGAGCAGUUUGGGACUUGGUUGAACCAAUUGCCUCUGCUAUCUCAGAUUGAAAUUCCUCGUUGGUUAAAUAUUGAUUACGAAAACGAAGAUACCGUAGUGCUCCACGUUUUUUCGGAUGCUAGUAAAAGAGCCUAUGCCACAUGUGCAUUUUUAAGAGCUGAAACCAUCGAAGGUGUAAAGGUUCAGUUAGUAAGCGCGAGAAGUCGAAUAGCCCCUAUUAAGGAACUUACGAUUCCACGGCUUGAACUUCUUUCCUGUCUGAUAGGUGCCAGGCUUGCCAAAACAAUUCUAUCAGAUUUGAAACUUAAGAAUUGUAGAACAGUGUUCUGGAGUGAUUCUUCUACAGCUUUGGGGUGGAUAAGAAGGGAUCAAGCAUGGGGUACGUUUGUUCACAAUCGAGUACAAGAAAUAAGAUCGCUUACCAGAAUAUCUGACUGGAGGCAUGUACCUGGAAGUUUAAACCCAGCGGAUCUCCCAUCGAGAGGAUGUACUAUUGAGCAAUUACAGAAAUCGGCAUGGUGGGAGGGCCCAUCGUGGCUUUACUUACCAGAAGACGAGUGGCCCCAUGUAGAAGAAAAGCCUGAUGAAGAACUUAUAAACAAGGAAAAAAGGAAAACGAUUCUGACUCUUCUAGAUCAUGGAGACAAUUUGGACCGGUACUACAAAUACUUCUCUUCAUAUAGAAAAACCGUGAGAAUGAUCGCUUGGAUUUUCAGGUUUUAUCACAAUUUAAAGAACAAAGAUAAAAACCUCACUCCUGAUGUCUCAGUUGAUGAAUUGGAGAAUGCUGAAAAGGCACUUUGUAGAUUGGUACAGAAAGAAUCAUUUACAGGCAUAAACGAUCCCGCUAUUCGUGCGCUGAGACCAAUCGUAGACCAAAAUGGAAUUUUAAGAGCCAAAACGAACGUCCUACAGCGUCAAGAUAAUGAAAAUUUCCGAUAUCCUAUCAUUUUACCUUCAAAACACCUUCUUGUUGAGAGAGAGACUAAUUUACGAGAAACAUCUAGAACUCCAGCAUGCUGGUUGGAAGUCGAGCCAGGAUUUCCACCCGAAGAUCGAGUCAGAGAAGGGGCGACUUUUGAAGUCGUCGGUGUAGAUCUAGCGGGUCCUCUCUAUCUCCGUGAGGGGUCUAAAGCGUGGAUAGUCUUGUAUACAUGUGCCAUUUAUAGAGCCAUUCACCUCGAACUAGUUACUUCUCUAUCUACAGAAACUUUCAUCCAAUCUUUACGUAGAUUCAUUGCCAGAAGAGGUAGACCUUAUGUGAUAUAUUCCGACAACGGAACUAAUUUUGUAGGGACUAACAGUGUUCUUAAGAAAGUUAAUUGGAACGCCAUAUGUUCAGCUGCUUCUAUCCAAAGGAUACGAUGGAAGUUCAACCCUCCGACCGCCGCCUGGUGGGGAGGUUGGUGGGAGAGGCUUGUGCGAAUGGUGAAAGAAAAUUUAAGAAGAGUGUUAGGUCGAACGUCCUUAAAUUAUGAAGAAUUAUAUACUAUAUUAUGUGACUGUGAACAAGUGAUUAAUUCGCGACCUAUCACAUACGUAUCAGAGGAUAAUCAAGAUCCAUCACCACUGACCCCUAUGAUGUUUCCUGCAAGAAUUGCCGUCAUCAGGAGUUCCUGA
Molecule: messenger RNA, 2163 nt
Organism: Stegodyphus dumicola
Lineage: Eukaryota; Metazoa; Arthropoda; Arachnida; Araneae; Eresidae
Source: RefSeq, a predicted model, not a curated record